GGUUUUGGUUUUAACUCCGAGCAGAGAGACCCGGAAAAGCGCUGCAUGUCGGAGGAGCUCUCGCGCGCUGAAGCUGCAGCUCCUCUCCGCCAUGCUGAGCGCUUUCUGCAGGACCUGAGGAGCAGCAGGAGGACCCGAGACCCCCGGUGCGCGCGGACCCCCAGUUGUAGGACAUGCCUUAUCAGGACAGACUGAACCGUACCUGUGGAUUCUUGGACAUCGAGGAAAAUGAGAACAGUGGGAAGUUCUACCGGCGCUACUUCAUUCUGGAUACCUCACGCAACUCUCUGUUCUGGUACAUGGACAAUCCACAGAACCUACCGGAGGGAGCGGGCUUUGUUGGAAGUUUACGGCUGAGUUAUAUUUCAAAGAUCAGCGAAGUGUCAAUCAAGCAGAAACCCAAGACUGAAUUCUGCUUUGUGGUAAAUGCUUUGUCACGACGGUACUUCCUCCAAGCCAAUGAUGCAGCAGACCUGAAGGAGUGGGUCAGCGCACUGAAUAACGCCACCAAAAUUACAGUUCCCAAAGUAUCAGCCGUGACUCCGAGCACCGACGCCGCCACCGUGACCAGCCAGACCCAGGGAACAUCUCGACAGGCCUACAAGACGGAGAUCGUGGGGGGCGUGGUUGUCCACACACCGGUCCAGCAGAAUGAAGCAGACGACGUCUUCACCAGUGAACCCAGCUCACACGUAACGCUGAGGAGGUGCAUGAGCUUACGACCCAACAUUGUGAGAUCGGGAUAUUGCGUCAAACAGGGAAACGUGAGAAAAAGCUGGAAGAGGAGAUUCUUCAUUUUAGAUGACCAGGGUGUGAGCUACUAUAAAAAUGAAACGGAUAAGGAGCCGUUACGCAGUAUUCGCUUGAGGGACAUACAGAAGGUUCAUGAGUGCCUGGUUAAGUCAGGAGAGCUGCUCUCACGUGAUAACCUGUUUGAGAUCAUCACAAGUACGAGAACAUUCUACAUUCAGACAGACACUCCUGAAGAAAUGAACGGCUGGAUAAAAGACAUUGCAUCAAAAAUUCAAGACUUCCGAGGACCAACCAAGAGUUGUCGUUUCAGUGGUCCUGUGUUCUCUGGACACGUGAAACCCAUGCUUGUAAAGUCGAUCUCCACAGCACAGUCGUGGCAGCCUUGGACCCCGGUCCCGAAGCAUGAGCCGCAGUUAAAGGAAGAAGUCCAGCGCGAGAGUGCUUUCUCGUCCCUGCCCUCCCUCUCGCACAUGGGCAAGAGCUCACAAGAGUCACAAGUACGCCAGAGGCACCACUCCCAGCCACAGCCCUCCAAGGACACAGACUUUCCUCUGGACAGACACAUCCGUACCACUGAUGUCUAAAUGUUUCCUUCGCUACUGCUGCUCAACACUUACGUCAUUUUAACCCAUUUCAUUCUGCUUUACUUUCAAAUGAAGGGCUACAGACUGUGUACAGUAUAAGAAUGCUUUUAGAAAAUAAGGAAAAAUAAACAUGUGAAGGAGGGAUGUAAGAAAAGCCGCCUGGCUUUUGGCCAGGGUCCAAUUGUUUUUCAAGCUUGUCAAGGCCGCAGAAGUGAAUUAUUUAGUGAACGGUGCUGGCACUUGUAGGAAAAAGUGCUUAAUAUGGUAGCGAAAAAGAAGCAAAAUUACAGAAGUCCAGUUCCAAAGACUGGAGCAUGCUGCAGGGUGUUUUUUUUUUUUGUUAGUUUUUUUUUUUGUUAGUUUUUUUUUUGUGUGUGUACGACUGACUAUGCAUUUUGUCUUUGCUCCACAUUUUAACCCUUUAAUGGCACAUACUUGAAAAUAUAUGACAUUGAUAGUUCAAACUGUUGAAGUGUGUUUGUGAUCUUACUGUACUUUUUUUAAAUGCAUAAAUGCUGCUGUUGCUAAAUGAUAUGAAUAAAAUAUGAUUGGGUAAAACUCUCAA
Molecule: messenger RNA, 1902 nt
Organism: Astyanax mexicanus (Mexican tetra)
Lineage: Eukaryota; Metazoa; Chordata; Actinopteri; Characiformes; Acestrorhamphidae
Gene: plekha2
Product: pleckstrin homology domain containing A2
Exons: 12
Coding region: 174-1337 (387 amino acids)
Cellular component (GO): membrane; cytoplasm
Molecular function (GO): PDZ domain binding
Source: RefSeq, a predicted model, not a curated record